Anarrhichthys ocellatus (wolf-eel) is the source of this 1142-nucleotide messenger RNA. RefSeq names its product F-box and WD repeat domain containing 4 (gene fbxw4). The transcript has 4 exons. Gene Ontology annotation, molecular function: protein binding. Gene Ontology annotation, biological process: SCF-dependent proteasomal ubiquitin-dependent protein catabolic process. The coding region runs from base 1 to 594 and encodes 197 amino acids. NCBI's taxonomy places the organism in Eukaryota, Metazoa, Chordata, Actinopteri, Perciformes, Anarhichadidae. Gene Ontology annotation, cellular component: SCF ubiquitin ligase complex. The record is from RefSeq and is a predicted model, not a curated record.
AUGGUUAGUUGCAUCAGUUUGAGUUCAGCUGGUAUUAAGUGGUUUGUGACUAUUCAUUCUCUCUCUCUCUCUCUCUCUCUCUCUCUCUCUCUCUCUCUCUCUCUCUAUAGAUCCUUUGUAACGGGCACUGCAUGCUGCGAGAACUUCUCCCCUCUUCGCGUCUGGGAUGUUGAACGUUCGGAGUGUGUUUGCAGUCUGGGCUCAGAGUUUCGUCGCGGGGCCGGUGUGUUGGACAUGGUGUUUGAGUCUCCGUUCCAGCUCUUCACCUGCGGCUAUGAUACCUUCAUCCGACUGUGGGACCUCCGACUCAGCCCACGGAAGUGUGUGAUGGAGUGGGAGGAGCCUGAUGACAGCGCGCUCUACUGUAUCCAGACGGACGGGAAUCACAUGAUAGCCAGCGGCUCCUCGUACUACGGCGUCGUGCGACUCUGGGACAAACGGCAGACCGAAUGCCUGCAGUUCUUCCACCUGAGCUCACGCCCGGUGAGCAGCCCGGUGUACUGCCUGAGGUUUAGCAGCUCUCACCUGCACGCAGCCCUGGCCACCUCCCUGCACUCACUGGACUUCAGACAGAACCCCAUCCACAUUAGAUGAUACACACACACACACACACACACACACACACUCUGUUCAAAUUAAUCUGUUCAAUAAAGCUGUCUAUUUUCACACAAAAAAAAGUUUUUUGAAAGGAACUGCUUAUUCUGAGCCAGCAACGUAUUUUCCAUGAUUUUGGUUUUGGAAGAACUAAGCUUUUUCUCCAUGUCACAGUGAUAUAAUAUUCCAUAAAGUGGGUGGACUUAUUAGAGAGAAGAAUGGUCAAAGGGGCCAAGAUAUCCUGAUUUUUAUUCCCUGGUGCUCUUUUAGGCUCCAAGAACCCUUACUACUACAUUUCCUAUCAUGCAACCGUAUAGCAUCUGUCAUUGGUUAAUGCCAGACUGCAAACCUUUGGUUCGGAAAAGUGAAGCCAAUAAGGAAGUCCCUUCAAUCUGCAUUCUUUCUAAUUGUCGUCAACUAACUAUUACCACUUUCGUGGUUCAUCCCAGAAAGUAGAGAACGUGAUGAACGCAGGUUCAUCACAAUUUUGUUUGUGUCCAUGUGUGUGUGUGUGUGUGUGUGUGUGUGUCUGUGUGUAUAUAUAUAUA